This is a messenger RNA of Nestor notabilis (Kea), 1356 nucleotides long. It is a transcript of the gene TENT5A, whose product is annotated as family with sequence similarity 46, member A. The record is from RefSeq and is a predicted model, not a curated record. Gene Ontology annotation, molecular function: RNA binding; poly(A) RNA polymerase activity. The annotation marks the transcript as partial. Gene Ontology annotation, biological process: mRNA stabilization. Lineage: Eukaryota; Metazoa; Chordata; Aves; Psittaciformes; Psittacidae. The transcript is spliced from 2 exons.
GCCAGCCAUGUCCUCCACCAGGACAGCGGCCUGGGCUACAAGGACUUGGACCUCAUCUUCUGCGCUGACCUCAAAGGGGAAGCCGAGUUUCAGACUGUGAAGGACGUGGUCUUGGACUGCCUCUUGGAUUUCUUGCCCGAGGGGGUGAACAAGGAGAAGAUCACGCCGCUCACCCUCAAGGAGGCUUAUGUGCAGAAAAUGGUAAAAGUAUGCAAUGAUUCAGACCGAUGGAGUCUCAUCUCCCUGUCCAACAACAGUGGCAAAAAUGUGGAGCUGAAAUUUGUGGACUCUCUGAGGCGGCAGUUUGAAUUCAGUGUCGAUUCCUUUCAAAUCAAGCUGGACUCCCUGCUGCUUUUUUAUGAGUGCUCAGAGAAUCCAAUGACUGAAACGUUUCACCCGACUAUCAUUGGUGAGAGCGUCUAUGGGUGUUUCCAGGAAGCCUUUGAUCACCUCUGCAACAAGAUAAUUGCCACCAGAAACCCAGAAGAAAUCCGAGGAGGUGGUCUUCUGAAGUACUGCAACCUUUUGGUAAGGGGCUUUAGGGCUGCCUCCGAGUCCGAGAUUAAGUCCCUGCAGAGAUACAUGUGUUCAAGGUUUUUCAUUGACUUCUCAGACAUUGGAGAACAGCAGAGAAAGCUGGAGUCCUACUUGCAGAACCACUUUGUGGGAUUAGAGGACCGCAAGUAUGACUAUCUCAUGACCCUUCACGGUGUGGUGAAUGAGAGCACAGUGUGCCUAAUGGGACAUGAGAGGAGACAGACUCUGAAUCUGAUCACCAUGCUGGCCAUCCGGGUCCUAGCCGAGCAAAAUAUCAUCCCCAAUGUGGCCAAUGUCACCUGCUAUUACCAGCCAGCCCCAUACGUAGCAGAUGCCAACUUCAGCAAUUACUAUAUUGCCCAGGUUCAGACCGUGUUCCCUUGCCAGCAGCACACAUACUCUACUUGGCUGCCCUGUAAUUAAGGACUGAAAUUAGUAGACCCAGUGGGGAGAACAUUUUCUAAGACCUAGGAAGGGGCGGCGCGUCCCUUUGAAACGGGGUGUUUUGUGCAAUCAUGAUCUGCUCUAGUUUUCAAGCUUGGGAAAAGCUUGUGGUUCUUCUAAUAAAUAACGGGAGCAUGAUUGAGAAAGAACCCCAGAAUAAUUGGAUUCUAGCCCAGAGCACAAGAGGCCUGUCAUUAAGAGCAACCAGCUUCCCCUGAAAUAUGUGAGGGAGGAAUGCUUGAUGACAAUAUGGGUUGGCAAUAUCUGCUCCCAUAGCUUUGGCAUAAAGUGGGAAGGCCUUAUUUUCUUUUAUUUUUUAUUCUUACUCUAGAAUGGGAUCUGCAAAAGGGAGAAUAUGAAAGAAAACAAAACAAA